Messenger RNA from Dromiciops gliroides (monito del monte), 5501 nucleotides. RefSeq names its product potassium voltage-gated channel subfamily C member 3 (gene KCNC3). Gene Ontology annotation, biological process: protein homooligomerization; potassium ion transmembrane transport. The coding region runs from base 13 to 2355 and encodes 780 amino acids. The transcript has 4 exons. The record is from RefSeq and is a predicted model, not a curated record. Lineage: Eukaryota; Metazoa; Chordata; Mammalia; Microbiotheria; Microbiotheriidae. Gene Ontology annotation, cellular component: voltage-gated potassium channel complex; dendrite membrane; axon. Gene Ontology annotation, molecular function: delayed rectifier potassium channel activity; protein binding.
CCGCCCCCUCCAAUGCUGAGCUCAGUCUGUGUCUCCUCCUUCCGCGGGCGCACGGCGGCCAAACAGCCGCAGCAGCCGCCGGCGCAGCCUCCUCCCGCUCCUCCUCCUCCUCCGCCUCCGCCUCCCGGCCCCUGUCCCUGUCCCGGUCCCGGCCCCUGUUCCUGUCCCUGUCCGGGUCCCUGCCCCGGGCCCGUUCCCUCUUCCCCCGACGCCAGCCCCGGGCCCGGGUCCGCCUCGGCCCCGGGCCCCGGCCCGGCUCCUCCUGGGUCGCCCGCGGGGGGCGCGCCAUGCCCCGGGGGCCCGGCCAUGGGGCGACACGGCGGCGGCGACAGCGACAAGAUCGUGAUCAACGUGGGCGGCGUGCGCCAUGAGACGUACCGCUCGACGCUGCGCACCCUGCCCGGGACGCGGCUGGCCGGCCUCACAGAGCCGGGGGCGGCAGCCAACUUCGACUACGACCCGCGCAGUGACGAGUUCUUCUUCGACCGGCACCCGGGCGUCUUCGCCUACGUGCUCAACUACUACCGGACCGGCAAGCUGCACUGCCCGGCCGACGUGUGCGGACCCCUGUUCGAGGAGGAGUUGGCCUUCUGGGGCAUCGACGAGACCGACGUGGAGGCUUGCUGCUGGAUGACAUAUCGGCAGCAUCGCGACGCGGAGGAGGCGCUCGAUUCCUUCGAGACCCCCGAGCCGGCCGCCGCCGCUGGAGGACCAGGGGGCCCUGGGGCCGGACCGGGAGGGCUGGAUGAUGAGGCGGGCGGCCUCGACGCUGCCGGGGCCGGAGGAGAGCUCAAGAGACUCUGCUUCCAGGAUGCAGCCGGCGGGGCUGCCGCCGGGCCCGGAGGGGCCGCAGGGGCGACGUGGUGGCGCCGCUGGCAGCCCAAGGUUUGGGCACUCUUCGAAGACCCCUACUCGUCCCGGGCGGCCAGGUAUGUGGCCUUUGCCUCGCUCUUCUUCAUUCUCAUCUCCAUCACUACCUUCUGCUUGGAGACCCACGAGGGCUUCAUUCACAUCCACAACAAGACGGUGACCCAGGCGUCCUCGGUGCCGGGGGAGCCACCAGAGAACGUGACCAACGUGGAAGUGGAGACGGAGCCCUUCCUGACCUACGUGGAGGGCGUCUGCGUGGUGUGGUUCACCUUUGAGUUCCUUAUGCGAGUCACCUUCUGCCCAGACAAGGUGGAGUUUCUUAAGAGUAGCCUGAACAUCAUCGACUGUGUGGCCAUCCUGCCCUUCUACCUGGAGGUGGGCCUGUCGGGGCUGAGCUCCAAGGCAGCCAAGGACGUGCUGGGCUUCCUGCGGGUGGUCCGCUUCGUGAGGAUCCUCCGAAUUUUCAAGCUGACGCGCCACUUUGUGGGGCUGCGGGUGUUGGGACACACGCUUCGGGCCAGCACCAAUGAGUUCCUCCUGCUCAUCAUCUUCCUGGCUCUGGGCGUACUCAUCUUUGCCACCAUGAUCUACUACGCGGAGCGAAUCGGGGCUGACCCCGACGACAUCCUGGGCUCCAACCACACCUACUUCAAGAACAUCCCCAUCGGCUUCUGGUGGGCCGUAGUUACCAUGACAACCCUGGGUUACGGAGACAUGUACCCCAAGACUUGGUCAGGGAUGCUGGUGGGGGCGCUGUGCGCCCUAGCGGGUGUCCUUACCAUUGCCAUGCCUGUCCCCGUCAUUGUCAACAACUUCGGCAUGUACUACUCCCUGGCUAUGGCCAAACAGAAGCUGCCUAAGAAAAAAAAUAAGCAUAUUCCCCGCCCACCCCAGCCGGGCUCACCCAAUUACUGCAAGCCUGAGCCACCUCCCCCUCCGCCCCCAGCACCUGGGCUUCCCCACCAUCACAGUGGCCUCAGCCCUCCCCCACCUGGGUCCUAUCCAACGGGGCUGCCUGGGCCCCAUGGCCACGUGCACCCAGGGCUCUUGAGGGGCGGGGCGGGGGGGCUCGCGGGAAUGGGCCUGCCCCCUCUGCCUGCCCCUGGAGAGCCUUGUCCACUGGCUCAGGAGGAGGUGAUCGACAUCAACCGGGCAGACCCUCGCCCCAAUGGGGACCCGGCAGCUGCUGCCCUAGCUCAUGAAGACUGCCCUGCAAUUGACCAGGCAGCCCUGUCCCCAGAAGACAAGAGUCCCAUCACCCCCGGAAGCCGAGGCCGUUACGGACGAGACCGGGCAUGCUUCUUGCUAGCUGAUUACACAGCUUCCCCAGAUGGCUCCAUCCGAAAAGGUUAUGAGAAGUCCCGCAGCCUGAGCAGCAUCGCGGGGCUCAGUGGGGUGUCCCUGCGUCUUGCCCCCCUUGCAACUCCUCCUGGCUCCCCAAGGGCUGCCCGCCGUGCCCCCCCUGCCCUGCCCUCCAUUCUCUAGCCCCCCUUCCCCCCUCUUUGGGGGGACUCAGGGGUGGUGGGGGAUGGUUUCAGGUGUAGGUGUGGGGUGGUAUUUUUUAAAGGGUCACAAACAAUAUGCAAUUGAUAUGACCGCCAGCAAACCCCCAGACCCCCUCCCCACUUCCUCUAGGCCCCCAAGAAGGAGGGGGCAGAGCCUCAGUACCCCCCCAAAAGCCUUCUCAGGUCUCCAUGAGCCAUAUCGCCCCCUCCCAAAUCCACACGCUCAUUGAAAUGUGUAAAUAAGUGAGAAUUGCGCUGGUUAACUUGGGGUCACCCUUUUGGCUGUCCCAUGUUUUCUGAGACAGCCUCUGUCCUCUUCCAUCUUUGUGCAUGUUCCCCUAGAACCCCGAAUCUCUGCAAGAGCAAUAAGCUGCCUCUGGCCGCAUGCUAUGUCCCACCCUAGACCACCUGGGCAAUAGGGAGUUGCGGGGGGUCCAUCCAGCCCCUGGGCCUUCCUUGGUCACCUUAUCCGCAGCCUGGGGUAGAAGGAGCUAUGGAUUUUAUUACAAAUCAAAGACAAAAAGAAACAAGGUAGGGUGGGGGUGCCAAGGCCCUGAGAGGGACUGGAAGUGGACCUGGGGAAAUAUGAGAUUUUUCCCUUGUAGAGGUAGUGGUAGUGGGUGUUGGGGUGAAAUGCAGCGUGUGUCCAUGCUGCUAGCCCUUGAAGCCAUGCACGGAGAUGUGGUGGGGUAGCCCUGUAUAGAUAGAUGUGUUUGUGUGUGUGCACGUAUGGAUGUGUGUGAGUGAAUGCAUGGGUACAUGGAUCGUGAUAGUGGGCAUGAGACUUUCCAGUAUUGGAUCAUUCCAUCUUCCUGAAUCACCUCCCUCCAGAAGGGACCGGCUGCCCCUCCCCUCCCCACCAGCGUCUUGCUGUUCUUGAUCGAUGCUCCCCUCCCACAUUCUAACUGGAGUUGCUGGACUGGAUUCAUGGACUGGGGAGACUCCCCCCCACCAUAUGUACUCCCAUGCCUGAGCUUGGGGAAUAUCCUCCCUGAGGCCCCCAGUCUUUCUCAUCUCUUCCCCUCACCUGGAGCAGAUCGUGGGGACGGGGUCUGCAUGUGCAUGAGCUCCCAAGAGAUCCUCCUCUGUUCCGUGUCUUCCCCACCCCUUGAAAGCCCACAUCCCGGCGGAAGCGGGGGCAUGGGACUUGUGGGACACAAGGGAAGUCACUGGGGUGUCCCCUGAAGCCCUGCCUGAGGCCAGGCUCCUAGAGCGGCUUCAUCAGGGACCCCGGAUACUCCAGGACAUCAUCAUCACCUUCCAUGCUCACAACCAGAUGGCACAGUGGGUGGUACAGUCUCCUUCUGGCCUGUGGUCUGUCUCACUCAUCCACACAUACACGUUGGGUGCCUGGUGGUCUCCUAGAGCCCUCCCUCCAUCCUUCAGGAGUUUGGGCUGUUGCUGGUGGCUAGAUUCUGGGGCAGCGUUUGUCUUUCCCUCAUCUUGUGACCACCUCUCCCCCAUGCACUCGUCCCCCACCCCAACCAGCCUGGCCACAGGGGCAGAGUUUCUCCCUCUCUCAUGUCGUGACCCCUGCCAGCCUGGCCACAACAUCUCAGAGGUAGCUGCGCUCAAACACUAUAUUGCACACUGGGGCUUUCAGGUCUUGCCAGAAGCCUUCUUCUGGGCUCUCUGAUCUACUCUUUGACAAUUUAUCUCCUCCAAGUUCUCCAAGAGCACCCCCACCCCCAGCCCAGCAUCGCAUUGUCUGGCCAUGGGCUUAUGAAUAGUCCCAGACCUCCCCUCACUAGGCUCCCAAUUCAUCUCCACCACCCCCAAAACGCAGUCAUCAUAUACCACCCCCACCCUCAAAGGAUAUGGAAUGUAUAGUAUCACUUCCCUAGAUGCCUGGGAGAAAGUGCAAUUCCCCCCUCAGCUGGGGGUUAACUAAGUUGGUAAGCCAGUUGCCCUCCCUGCCCCCCAUGCCCUGCAUGGACCUAAGCACCUUCCCAGGACUGGCCUGUACCCCUCUUCCAUAGCUCCUAGACCCGCAGAAUUUGCCCCAAAUCCCUCUCUCCUCUGGGAGGGGGCAGGGAGUUUCUCCUUAUGCAAUGUUUCCUAUGCAAGGGGCUCCUUGGAUACCCCCACCCUCCUCGGCUCUUCUCUCCUUUUCCCUUGCUACCGAGCCUGGUAGAUCAGGGUUGGGGGCAAGAAGCCAGGGUUCUCUGAUGAUUAAUGUUACCAUGGAUGCCAAAUACCUGGCUGGGAACCUAGAUGGGGCUGGAAGGAGGGGAUGCCUGGGUCCCAGGCGAGGAAAGAAGAGAAGUAGGGACAAUAGUGCCAAAGGGUUAAAAAUUCUCACACCGUCCCCGCCCCUCCCCCCAUACACACAUACAUGCACAUACACCCCCCCCUCUCCUAGGUUUUGAGGCUUGGAGAGUUCGGAGGUUUCCCCCAAGGAUCCUCCCCAUUCCCACCCCCAACAAAGCUUUCAGUUAGCUUUUUACAAAAAUAAACUUCAAGAAAACUUUAUUUGGGGAGUGUGGGAUUUGGGGAGGGAGGACUUCCCCUCCCCCCAAAUGCCCCCUGGUCUCCCUCUGGCCGCCACGCACACGCAACUACACGCAUGAUCUGCAUGUCUGCGGAUGCCUCCCCCUCCCCACGCAUGACAAGGGGCAGGGGGUACGGUUCGGAGGGAAUCUCUUUCGUGCCCCCCUUUUUUGCUAGGGGAGGGAAGAGUAGGGGUGGGUCCUUGUACCACUGGCCCCCAUCUGAGAGCACCUGGGAAUUGGGGGGUGGGAGCAAGUCAAGGGGAGGGGGCCUGUGCCCCCACUCCACCCCACACAUAUAGCAAUAAAGAUUCCCCCCCCACCCGCUCCCAGGGAGUCCCACAGAAAGGGGGGAGGGUGUGUGGGGGGUGGGUUGGGGGCUCUCAGGGAUGGAGGCGGAUCUGAAUCGGCUGGGGGGGAAGGUCUGCAAACUUCCAACUCUGGUGCUAAUGGGGGGUGUCUCCCCCCCACCCCCAGGACAGGGGAAGGGGGGAGCCCUGCCCUCCUCCACGUCUCCCCCACUCCCCGCCCAGGGGUGCAUGACCCGCGAACCAGCAGAGCCGCCCGCCCGCUGCAGACGCCGCAUGUCACCCCCUUCCCCCUCCCCCAAACAAAUAAAAAAAUCCCUUUUCAUUUA